Molecule: messenger RNA, 6240 nt
Organism: Globicephala melas (long-finned pilot whale)
Lineage: Eukaryota; Metazoa; Chordata; Mammalia; Artiodactyla; Delphinidae
Gene: ANO6
Product: anoctamin 6
Biological process (GO): calcium activated phosphatidylserine scrambling; chloride transmembrane transport; calcium activated phosphatidylcholine scrambling
Cellular component (GO): plasma membrane
Molecular function (GO): protein dimerization activity; chloride channel activity
Source: RefSeq, a predicted model, not a curated record
CCUCGUUUGGAGGCAACGUUCGGGGGAACCCUCCCCACUCCCACCCUCGCGUGCUCUCGCCUCCCCCUUCGGCGAGUUCAGUCGCGUGCACAACGCGGGCGCCGGCUACUCCCUCUCUUCUCCCGACUUCCUUCUGAGAGCCUAUAAACCGGGGGAAGUUCAAUCAUUCCUCAGCGAACCUCGGCGCUCACUGGGCAUGCUCAGUGGCCGGGCCCGGCUCCGGUGGCCAGAGGCUGCCUUGGGCUCUAGGGCUCGGGUCGGCGGCCGCUUGGGCUCGGCUUCCCCGAGCGCGGGCUGAGUACAGCGGCCCCUGAGCCGGGAGCGAGACGCGCCCCGCCGUCCCCGCCCGGGCGCCGGCCUCGCCCGAGCGCCGUCGUUCCGGACCCCGAAAGCCCCCAACUUCGCGCCAAGUUCCGAGCCGCCUCCGGGGGGAGCCAUGCAAAUGAUGACCAGGGACGGUCUGCUAGAAAUGGAGCUGGAGGAGGACGACGACGACGAUGGGGAUAUCGGUGGUGUUCCUGCCUCCAAGAGGCCUUUAAUGGCUCCUGCCACUCUCCCAUCCGGCCUGGUCUUGGAAAACCUUGAACAGACAAUUGUCUCUGGUUUUGGAUCACUGGAAAGUCAGCAGGAUUUCCGAACCCCGGAGUUUGAAGAAUUUAAUGGAAAACUUGACUCCCUCUUUUUUAAUGAUGGUCAGCGAAGAAUUGACUUUGUUCUAGUGUAUGAAGAUGAAAGUAGAAAAGAGACCAAUAAAAAGGGUUCAAAUGAAAAACAAAGGAGGAAAAGACGAGCAUAUGAAUCUAACCUCAUCUGUGACGGCCUGCAGCUAGAAGCAACCAGAUCGCUUUUGGAUGACAAGCUUGUAUUUGUAAAAGUACAUGCUCCAUGGGAAGUGCUAUGCACGUAUGCUGAGAUAAUGCACAUCAAAUUGCCUCUGAAACCCAAUGAUCUGAAAACCCGGUCCUCAGCCUUCGAUAAUUUCAAUUGGUUUACCAAAGUCCUCCAAGUGGAUGAAAGUAUCAUCAAGCCAGAGCAAGAGUUUUUCACUGCCCCAUUUGAGAAGAACCGCAUGAAUGACUUUUACAUUCAAGAUAGAGAUACAUUCUUCAAUCCAGCCACCAGAAGCCGCAUUGUUCACUUCAUUCUUUCUCGGAUCAAGUAUCAAGUAAGGGACAACGUUAAAAAGUUUGGGAUUAACAAACUCGUAAGCUCUGGGAUCUACAAGGCAGCUUUCCCUCUCCAUGAUUGCAACUUCAGCAGUCCGUCAGAGGACCUCAGCUGCCCCAAUGAACGCUACCUUCUGUACAGGGAAUGGGCUCAUCCUCGAAGCAUGUACAAAAAGCAGCCCUUGGAUCUUAUCAGGAAAUACUAUGGAGAGAAGAUUGGAAUCUAUUUUGCCUGGCUGGGCUAUUACACUCAGAUGCUUCUCCUGGCAGCAGUUGUGGGAGUGGCUUGCUUUCUCUACGGAUAUUUUAAUCAGAAUAACUGUACAUGGAGCAAAGAAGUUUGUGAUCCUGAUAUUGGCGGCAAGAUCAUAAUGUGCCCUCAGUGUGAUAAGCUUUGUCCAUUCUGGAAACUCAAUGUUACUUGCGAGUCCUCAAAGAAAUUGUGCCUCUUUGACAGUUUUGGAACCCUAGUCUUUGCAGUAUUUAUGGGGGUAUGGGUUACCUUGUUUUUGGAGUUUUGGAAGCGGCGCCAGGCAGAACUUGAGUACGAAUGGGACACGGUCGAGUUACAGCAGGAAGAACAAGCCCGGCCAGAAUAUGAGGCACGGUGUACGCAUGUGGUGAUAAAUGAGAUCACUCAGGAAGAAGAGCGUAUUCCCUUCACCACCUGGGGAAAGUGUAUACGUAUAACCCUCUGUGCCAGUGCUGUCUUUUUCUGGAUCCUUUUGAUCAUUGCUUCAGUUAUCGGCAUCAUCGUCUACAGGCUCUCAGUGUUCAUUGUAUUUUCUGCAAAACUUCCCAAAAACCUUAAUGGAACAGACCCAAUCCAGAAGUAUCUGACUCCACAGAUGGCCACGUCCAUCACCGCUUCCCUCAUCAGCUUUAUCAUCAUCAUGAUCCUGAACAUCAUAUAUGAGAAAGUGGCAAUCAUGAUUACUAACUUUGAACUCCCAAGGACCCAGACUGACUAUGAGAACAGCCUAACCAUGAAGAUGUUCUUAUUCCAGUUUGUCAACUACUACUCUUCGUGUUUCUACAUCGCAUUCUUUAAGGGCAAAUUUGUGGGCUAUCCAGGAGACCCAGUUUAUUGGCUCGGAAAAUACAGAAAUGAAGAGUGUGACCCAGGUGGCUGUCUCCUUGAGCUGACAACACAGCUGAUAAUCAUCAUGGGAGGAAAAGCGAUCUGGAAUAACAUACAAGAGGUGUUACUUCCCUGGGUCAUGAAUCUAAUUGGACGGUGUCGCACAGUUUCGGGAGCAGAAAAGAAAGCCCCACGAUGGGAACAGGACUACCAUCUGCAGCCCAUGGGCAAACUGGGAUUAUUUUAUGAAUACCUUGAAAUGAUUAUUCAGUUUGGGUUCGUCACCUUAUUUGUGGCCUCUUUUCCACUGGCCCCUCUGUUGGCUCUGGUGAACAAUAUAUUGGAAAUAAGAGUGGACGCGUGGAAACUGACUACCCAGUAUAGACGCAUGGUGCCAGAAAAAGCCCAGGACAUCGGAGCAUGGCAGCCCAUCAUGCAAGGAAUAGCAAUUCUGGCUGUGGUGACCAAUGCCAUGAUCAUUGCUUUCACAUCAGACAUGAUCCCCCGCCUGGUGUAUUACUGGUCCUUCUCCGUCCCGCCCUAUGGGGACCACCCACACUACACCAUGGAGGGAUACAUCAACAACACUCUCUCCUACUUCAACGUUGCCGACUUUAAAAGCAAAAGCAAGGAAAAUCCGUACACUGAGCUUGGUGACUAUACCACAUGCAGGUAUCGUGAUUUCCGGUACCCUCCUGGACACCCACAAGAGUAUAAACACAACAUCUAUUAUUGGCAUGUGAUUGCAGCUAAGCUGGCUUUUAUCAUUGUCAUGGAGCAUAUCAUCUAUUCUGUGAAAUUUUUCAUUUCAUAUGCAAUUCCAGACGUAUCGAAAAGCACGAAGAGCAAGAUCAGGAGAGAAAAAUACCUAACCCAGAAGCUUCUUCAUGAGAAUCACCUCAAAGACAUGACCAAAAAUAUGGGAGUCAUAGCUGAGAGGAUGAUAGCAGUAGUAGAUAACAAUAUACGACCAAAAUCAGAUUAAGAGCUUUAUGUUCUGAGAAGCACUUUAAAGAAUUUAGUUUUAUCAAAAUAUAUUAUGAAUCACUAAUGAGAAUAAGUUAAAUCACUUCAGCAAAUAUGAGUCUUAACUAUGACCAUUUUCAUGCAGAUUAUUUUUCAGUUUCAGCUAGCGAUGUAGGAACUGGAAAAUGUAAAAUUGAGAUCAAGAAGGGCAUAAAACUAAUCACCAGGAAAACCAAAAAUGUUACUUUUUUUGAUAAAUUGGAAUUUUAGUAACACAGAAGAGGUGUCUUUGUGUGCUUAAAAACAACCCCUACCAAAGUAGAGUGGAUUUUUUCCCUCCAUUUGAUUAUUUUCAUUCCUUCUGUUCUCAAGCACAUGAUCUUUUUUUAUUUUUAGGCACUGUUUCAUUUCUUCACUUUUUGCCAGAUCUGUUCCAGAGUUAUCUUUCCCUUACAAAUACCAUCAUUAAAGAUUAGACAUGCUAGCAGUUGUGUAUUAAAAAUAUCUAAUGCAGAAUUCAGUUUGAAUGCUGUAUUAAGUGGCAGAUAGACCCAAGACUCCACAAUAUUUAGGUGCGUUAUCACAUUCCUACAGAAAAAGAAAUCUCAGGUAAUGAGGCAAUAGUUUCAGUCUUCAUCUUGGCCUUUCUUUCCAUCUCAGAGAAAUACUUUUAAUGGAUUGCAAGGAAGAUGAUAGCAAGGUUCUGAGCAUAUUUGUGUUAAUUCACAGUGACACCUUUCAUCUUCCAGGAGCACUCCUAGAAUGUUCUGUGCCUAAUCAAUGCUGACUGCUUUGCAAAUCUCAAGGGAAUAAGAUGGCAAAAGCAGGGAAAGUUACAGAUUGAAACAGAAUUGUGACUCGUAUCAAUCAGGAUAAUUAAUUUACCUAUUCUGAAGAUAUGUCAUUUCUUGAAAAAAAAAUGAAAUCAAGUGAUUAAAGUUACAUAUUUAUCAACAUAAUGGUUUGGAAAAGAUGAACGCAUCAGGUUCCCACCAGUUGCCCUUUAUCCAUGAGAUCCCAGGAAGCAGUAUUACAAGCAACCUUGUGAUUGUCUCACGGCCAUCGUGACAGGCCAGUGCUGCGCCUGUCAAGAGAACAGCAAGUGCCCUCAGCGUGACCACGCCGUGUGCCUGCGAGGGGUUCUGCACGUCCAAGUGAUCAGCCUACCAAAGCAUCUGCCACAGAGAAGGUAGCUCAGCGCGUCCUCCCUCCUCUUACUCCCAGCCCAGUAACUUGUUUGCACCUGGGGAGCAUUUUUUAGGGAGGGAGAGGGAGGGACAGGAGAAUACCUAGAUUAUUCCCAAAAAAGAAAAGAGACGGGAUUUGAUUUGAAUUUCCAGCCUCCCCUCAAGCCAGUCAGGCAAUUAAUUAAGGGUCAGAAAACAAAUUAGUUUGGUCACAAACUCUGCCGUCAGAUGGAGGUAACUUCCUGCUGAACUUCUGCCCCACCGUGCACAUCUUGACCUUAAUUUAUUCAGCUCCACAGUCUCUACUGUGCUUUACCGCUUUUCGGGUGCCAGGCCCUCUUGUAGGCUCUGGAAAAGACACAGGGCCCGUACCUCUCACCUGUGACUGGUGACAAGGCAGGGCUGGGUGCAGGAGAGGGUGUCUGGCACGGGAUUCUUGCUAGAUGGGCCGCCACCCACUGGGAUGCUGCUAAAUGCCCAGGUGCCACAGGAGCCAAGACACUCAGAGUCCCAGCAGCAAAGGAAAAGGAAACACUAUUCAGUGAGCAGAUUUAAUAGCGUAGCUUCACUCCAGGUCACAAUUCUAAAUGCCUGCCAUGAAUGUUAAAAACAAAACAGUAUUUCUGUAGGAUUCAUCAAAACAGUAUUCUGGACUUUUGAAUUGUCCCAGUGGAUCUGGACCAUUUCACUAGCUUUCUUGAUAAUGUUAAUGGUGUGAUCAGAGAGUGCUCACAACAGGCCAUGUGAGAUCGGGCCACACUGGGAGAAAGAAAUGAAUUUCUUCCGAGUGGGGAAGUGUUCUCAUCCCUUUCCCUGCUCACCCGGGACACUGCUCCUGGAAGUGGUGCCGAUUCCUCUCAAUUACCUCUUCUCUUCUCUGAAGUGUAGGAGUAUCUCCUAGUGUUGGAUAUGGCAAUUACUCACUGCUUAUGGAGUCACAGAAAAGGAAAUGUUUUUGCCUUAUCUCCUUGUAUAUAAAAUAGAACUUGAAAAGAAUUCAUUUAUGUUUUCAUAAACCAUCUUUCAUAAAUCGUCUUCACAGUUUAAAAUUUGCUUCUGUGGACAAGAGGGAAAAAAACCUCUACCCUUUUAAGGCAGCGAAUGUGAUGUAUGACACUGCCAAUAUUCCCCAAACGGCCAGGUUGUAGUGGGGACCCAGGUUAACCUGUGACACUGACAGUGUUCAUGUAAGUCUAGUGCUGACUAGUGGGUAGUGAAGAAAAUGUGGGGCUGUGUCUGCAGGCACUCGUGGGCUACCUCUGUAGAUGUGAGCAGAGGCAGCACCUUGGAAAAAUGUAUGGGUGUGACAGAGGACCUGUGAAGGGGAAAUCUGGGCCUAGACCUGCCUGGUGUUAACCACUAGAGAAAUUUUACUUUGUAUCCUUUUGUGAUGCCUGUGAAUUUUAACAAAUCAAAGCAUUAGACCAAAAUACUCAGGAGAUUUUUCUUUAAAUAUCCCUCAGAUACUUUAGUUAUGUCAAUAGGAAGGGAAAGCUUUCAUUUUUGUUUGAAAACUAAACAAGACCAUUUUGCAAACUGUUUAUCACCAAAGGCCUUCCCUUAUAAUUGCAUGUGCAUCUUGAAUUUCAGAAAACAUUAAUUCACAAUAGGGGGUCAGAAUACGCUCUGUUGUUGAAACACUUCUUGUACCAUUUUCUUGUGUCCAUAUUAUAUUUUAAGAUGUUUGAAAAGUUAAAAUGUAUGAACAACUUAAGUAAAACUGAAAUAUUCAUGAUGCUUUUCAUACACUGUGGCAUAAGAUGUAAAGUUUGUAAUAUUUUGCAAAUUUCUGUGCACUUUAAUCUUUUAUAAUUAUGAGCAAUUUAAUAAAUUCAUUUUU